This is a messenger RNA of Myxocyprinus asiaticus (Chinese sucker), 9319 nucleotides long. Its product is annotated as gastrula zinc finger protein XlCGF57.1-like. The transcript has 3 exons. Gene Ontology annotation, molecular function: RNA polymerase II cis-regulatory region sequence-specific DNA binding; DNA-binding transcription factor activity, RNA polymerase II-specific. Lineage: Eukaryota; Metazoa; Chordata; Actinopteri; Cypriniformes; Catostomidae. Gene Ontology annotation, biological process: regulation of transcription by RNA polymerase II. The record is from RefSeq and is a predicted model, not a curated record. Bases 46 to 1986 code for a protein of 646 amino acids.
GAAGAUGAAAGAAGAGCUGAUGCUUUGAGCAGUUCGAUAUUCAUCAUGAGAGAGCAGAUGGAUGUGAUCCACGCUGGAGAACAGCAGAUGCUACAGACACCAGUGCAGAUGUGUUCAGUGAAGCUGCUGGACUGCAGGAACCUGAUGGAGAUGGAAGGAGAAAUCAAACUAGAGGAUCAACAGAGUGAUGAUGAUGAUUUUAUUCCUUCACAGCUGAUGGAAGUGAAAGAGGAAUAUCAAGAGCUGAAUGAAGUGGAGGAGAAACAUCAUGAUUUCAUAACUGGAGAAAAAUCUUUGAGUUGCUCUCAGUGUGGAAAAUGUUUCAAAGAUAAAAGAAACCUUACAAAGCACACAAUGAUUCAUACUGGAGAGAAGCCUUACACGUGCCAUCAGUGUGGAAAAGGUUUCACACGUAAAGAACAUUUUACUGUGCAUGCAAGAAUUCACACUGGAGAGAAGCCUUACAUGUGUCAACUGUGUGGAAAAGGUUUCAGACGUAAAGAUCACCUUAAAAUGCACAUAAGAGUUCACACAAAGAAGUCUUACACAUGCCAACUGUGUGAAAAAGGUUUUGCAUGUAAAAAAAGUCUUAAUGUGCACACAAAAAUUCACACUGGAGAGAGGCCUUUCACAUGUUCUCAGUGUGGAAAAGGUUUCAAAGAUAAAAGAGACCUUAAUAAGCACAAAAUAAUUCACACUGGAGAGAAGCCUUACACGUGUCAACAGUGUGGAAAAGAUUUCAGACGUAAAGAUCACCUUAAUCUGCACACAAGAGUUCACACUAAGCUUUACAUGUGCCAACUGUGUGGAAAAGGUUUUGCAUGUAAAGGAAGUCUUGAUAUGCACACAAGAAUUCACACUGGAGAGAGGCCUUUCACAUGUUAUCAGUGUGGAAAAGGUUUCAUAGAUAAAGGAAGCCUUAAUAAGCACACAAGGAUUCAUUCUGGAGAGAAGCCCUACACGUGUCAUCAGUGUGGAAAGAGUUUUGCACAUAAAGUAAGUCUUAAUAAGCACAGUAGAGUACACUCUGGAGUGAAGCCUUACACAUGCCAACUGUGUGGAAAGAGUUUCAUAGAUAAAGGAAGCCUUAACAAGCACACAAGAAUUCACACUGGAGAAAAGCCUUAUAUGUGCCAAGAGUGUGGAAAAGGUUUCAAACGUAAAGAUCACCUUAAUCUGCACACAAGAGUUCACACAAAGUCUCACACGUGCGAACUGUGUGAAAAAGACUUUGCAUGUAAAGAAAGUCUUGAUGUGCACACAAAAAUUCACACAGGAGAGAGGCCUUUCAUAUGCCAAGAUUGUGGAAAAGGUUUCAAACGUAGAGAACGCUUUAAUCUGCACACAAAAUUUCACACAAAGCCUCACACAUGCCAACAGUGUGGAAAAGAUUUUGUAUAUGCAGCUAGUCUCACACAUCAUCUCCUUUGUCACUCUGGAGAAAGGCCAUUUAAAUGUGAUAAAUGUGAUAAAACAUUUGUUGUGGAAUCCGUCCUAAAACAACAUCUGAAAAUGCACACAAAUAAAUGUUCUUUUUGUGGAAAGAGUUUUACACACCUGUCCUAUUUUAAACAGCACCAGAAAAUACAUUCCGGUGCCGGGGUUAAUAAGUGCUCUGAUUGUGGGAAGACCUACACUACAGCCGCCCACUUGAAAGAACAUCAGCGAAUUCAUACUGGAGAGAAACCUUUUAUGUGCUCAUACUGUGGAAAGACUUUCACUCGGUCAGAACACCUGAAAAAACACGAGAGAAUUCACACCGGAGAGAAACCAUACAAGUGCUCACACUGUGGAAAGAGUUUCACUCUGUCACAAAACAUGAAAGCACAUGAGAGAAUCCAUACUGGAGAAAAACCAUACCACUGCUCUUCAUGUGGAAAAGGUUUCAACCGAUCAGGACAUCUACAGCAACAUGUCAAAAAUAAUUGCCCAAGUAGUCACAGUGACCAAGAAUCAUCUUCAGGUCCAACAAUAUCAAGCAAAUAGUUUGAAAUUUAGAUAAACCCAAAGAUAGAAUUCCUUCCAAAAGGGCAGCACCAUUUAAAGGCUCGGGUUUUUCUGCAUUUCGGUGCGAUCAACCUUUCAACACGUACUCUUUUGACAUCAAGCAAAUACGAACAUGUUUGACACAUGCACACUAUGACUGCUUUGUUAUACUCUUUAGUGCAGUACAGUCAACGACAGGCACAUUCCCUGAUGAGGUGUACAGACAAGGCCCAGAGUGGCUAUCAGGGUUACCGUAGCCUUCCUACAGGUCGAGCCAGUCUGGCCAUUCUCUGUUGACCUCUCUCAUCAUCAUCAAGGCAUUUCUGUCCACAGAACUGCCGCUCACUUGAUGUUUAUUGUUUUUGGAGUAAAAAGGAGACUGUUGUGCAUGAAAAUCGCUGAAGAUCAGCAGUUACAGAAAUACUCAGACCAACCCGUCUGGCACCAACAAUCAUGCCACGGUCGAAAUCACUGAGAUCACAUUUUUUCCCCUAUUCUGAUGUUUGAUGCAUUAACUGAAGCUCAUGACCCAGGCUGAUUAGAUAAUUGCAUAAAUAAGUAGGUAUAAAGGUGUUCCUAAUAAAAUGCUCUGAGUGUACUUUUUAAGUAUGUUUUAUAGUUUUAAGAUGUUUGCAUGCAAGUUAUUUCAUUUUAAUGUUCAAUAUACACCUGAGCUCAAAAACCUCUGCUUGGAGAGGUUGUUGGACACAGAUAAAUAAAAGUCCACCAUGGUUCCAAGUGCUAUAACUUUAGAUUGCUUAAUACUAUCAACACAGUUUUGUAAUAAAUUUGAUAACCUUCCAUUCUUACUGUCUAAAAGGUAUAAUGUCAAACGAAUAGUAACUGCAGUUUAUUUUUAGCACUCAUUUUUGAGUUUUGUUUAAAGUGUUGUAGCAUGACAGUCUCUAAGCAUGUUCCUAGUAUAUUUUCAUUACAUUUUAAAAGGUUUUCUAUAAAUUGAUACCAUGCAAUUGAUGCUCUUUGCUUUUUUUUUUAUGAGUUGUAAGUUCUUACUUUUAGGUGUGCCAUUUAAGCAUGACAUCUUUAAAAAUGCCUUCAGCACUGUAAAAAGAAGUUGUUGUUUUUAAUUGUCUUGCCUUUUCUCCCCAAUUUGGAAUGCCCAAUUCCCAAUGCGCUCUAAGUCCUCGUGGUGGCGUAGUGACUCACCUCAGUCCGGGUGGCGGAGGAUGAAUCUCAGUUGACUCCGCAUCUGAGAUCAUCAAUCCGUGCAUCUUAUCACGUGGCUUGUUGAGCGCGUUACCACGGAGACGUUACCACGGAGACACGCUACUCACGCUAUUCCUGCGGCAUCCACGCACAACUCGCCAUGCACCUCACCGAGAGCGAGAACCACACAUUAUAGCGACCACGAGGAGGUUACCCCAUGUGACUCUACCCGCCCUAGCAACCGGGCCAAUUUGGUUGCUUAGGAGACCUGGCUGGAGUCACUCAGCAUGCCCUGGAUUCAAACUCGUGACUCCAGGGGUGGUAGUUAAAGAGGAGUUGUUGAGCCAAGUUAAAAAAUCAAGGCAACAAGAUGCAGUAUGAUUUUUUUAGUUCUCAACAACUGUCUUAAUAACUGUCCUCAAACUGUAAAAUAUAAUUAGUUGACCUUACUAAUGAGAUGCACCGGUGGCUGUCUAAACCUGCAGGGCAUUAUUGCCUGCCACACCUCCACCAGUGCCUUCAGUCUUCCAGCUAUGGUGUCAUCAGCAGGGAAUCACCAUAUCAGAUGGUUCACCCCAUUAAUCUUGCAACAUCUCUUAGUGUUGGGGGAGCAGUCAGGAAUGUCUCCCUGCCACCCCCUGCAGCUGGACACGAGAUACUUUCUAAUGCUUCUUGUUCUUGCAUUUCCAUCAAGACAUUCCUCCUUUAAAGGUCAUGCCAUGCAGCCAGUGUCCGAUCCCCCCAUGACCAAUCCUACUGUACUUCCAAGACAUCUUUUCUGUUAGAAAAGACAAGCUAUCAGACUAUGUCUACCACUCCUCCAAUGCCUAUCCUUUGACCAGUUUCCCAACAGAUUAUGUAGGAGAGCAAUGUGAGAGGCGAGACUGCACCAGCUGCCCCUCCAGUGCCUAGCUUGGCAUGGUUUCGCUCCUGCACUCAAUCCCUCUCCAGAAACCCUCGGAUAAGGACUGUGUGGGUCAGCGGAAAUAAUUCUUCCCCACCCCUUUCCCUCAUACUACCUCAUCACAUAUUAAAAAUGUUUGCUAUGUUUACUUUCUCACUUCUGCACACCCCACUUUUCAUCCUUUCUUAACCAUAACCAGAAAGUCCCUUUCUCAGCUUACUCUGCCAUAUCCUUCAGAGACUUCUUCAACACUGAUCCAAUGAUACCAAUGUUUUUCAAUAGAUUCACCAUUGAUCUUCCCACAAAUCCUUGACACCCGACCUCCAUAGGGUAAGUUGCAAUCCUUGAUCCAUUUUCCCUGCACACAGCGGAUAGAUCAGCAUAUUUUAGUUUCUUCCUCUUGUAGGCUGCCUCCAGCCCCUGUUCUCGUGGAACAGUAAGCUAUGACUUUUCUAGCUGAUGUCGACCAUAACACCAAGUCUGGCCUCAAGGAGGUAAUGGCUACCUCAGAAGGAAAUUUCAUCUGCUGGCCAAGGUUGACCACCAUUGAUCAAUCACUUCCAGGCACCAGGAUUGAUCUUGCUUCCCUCUGCGCAUUGCCUUGUGUGUCGCCUCCCUUUUUAACAAACUCAGUCAACUUCCUCUGAGAAGCAUGAUGGCCUUUAUUUGCUUUUACACACCUUUAGGAUCUCCGCUAGCUUUCACAAGACCUGAUCCUGUCACAAACCUGUCUUGCACCCAGCCAAAAUUUGCUGCGGAUUUGCUCUUGGGGUCUUACAGAGAGGACAUCUCUCCUCUUUGCCAUACCACAAAGGCACAUUUCCAGGGCUUGGAAGAGUAUGUACCUUCUUAUUAGAAAACUUAGCCUGGCCUGGGAUACCUUCAACAAGUCUGCCUAUCCUUAAACUCUAUCUGAUGUACCCUGCCAUACUGUCCAGCACCCUUGCUGCGGCUGGCUGACUGCUUGAAUCAUAUACCUUUGCUCUUCCAUCCUAGAUACUUCUGUCACUACCAUCGCUUUCCUCUGUUUUCUAGAGGCUGCUGACCACAAUUUGGGUGCCAUACCCCAUCCAAUGCCUGCUCUUCCUGAUUGGGUUCUUCAAACAAUCUUUUGUUGCUUGAGUCUUGAAACUGUCUUGUUUACAACCUGCUCGAACCUGGGCUUCUGUUGAUUCCCUUAGUUCUAAGAACAGCCUGGUCUUCUCCUGCUUGUAGCCCAGAGUGAUGGACUUUAGUGGCAGUUGUAAGGCAUUUCUUUCAAACAAUGCUACAUCUGAAAGAUGAUGUGGCAAGCCCAGCCACUUCUUGAUGUAACUGUUGGCCUUUGUGUCCAUCCUUGCUACAGUGAUCUCCCACAUUUUAAGUGGCCACAUCAGGCGAUUAUACAGUGUACAUUGGUAACACUAGACUAUACAGGUGCAUCUCAAUAAAUUAGAAUGUCAUGGAAAAGUUCAUUUAUUUCAGUAAUUCAACUCAAAUUGUGAAACUCGUGUAUUAAAUAAAUUCAAUGCACACAGACUGAAGUAGUUUAAGUCUUUGGUUCUUUUAAUUGUGAUGAUUUUGGCUCACAUUUAACAAAAACCCACCAAUUCACUAUCUCAAAAAAUUAGAAUACAUCAUAAGACCAAUAAAAAAAAAAACAUUUUUAGUGAAUUGUUGGCCUUCUGGAAAGUAUGUUCAUUUACUGUAUAUGUACUCAAUACUUGGUAUGGGCUCCUUUUGCUUUAAUUACUGCCUCAAUUCGGCGUGGCAUGGAGGUGAUCAGUUUGUGGCACUGCUGAGGUGGUAUGGAAGCCCAGGUUUCUUUGACAGUGGCCUUCAGCUCAUCAGCAUUUUUUGGUCUCUUGUUUCUCAUUUUCCUCUUGACAAUACCCCAUAGAUUCUCUAUGGGGUUCAGGUCUGGUGAGUUUGCUGGCCAGUCAAGCACACCAACACCAUGGUCAUUUAACCAACUUUUGGUGCUUUUGGCAGUGUGGGCAGCUGCCAAAUCCUGCUGGAAAAUGAAAUCAGCAUCUUUAAAAAGCUGGUCAGCAGAAGGAAGCAUGAAGUGCUCCAAAAUUUCUUGGUAAACGGGAGCAGUGACUUUGGUUUUCAAAAAACACAAUGGACCAACACCAGCAGAUGACAUUGCACCCCAAAUCAUCACAGACUGUGGAAACUUAACACUGGACUUCAAGCAACUUGGGCUAUGAGCUUCUCCACCCUUCCUCCAGACUCUAGGACCUUGGUUUCCAAAUGAAAUACAAAACUUGCUCUCAUCUGAAAAGAGGACUUUGGACCACUGGGCAACAGUCCAGUUCUUCUUCUCCUUAGCCCAGGUAAGACGCCUCUGACGUUGUCUGUGGUUCAGGAGUGGCUUAAAAAGAGGAAUACGACAACUGUAGCCAAAAUCCUUGACAUGUCUGUGUGUGGUGGCUCUUGAUGCCUUGACCCAGCCUCAGUCCAUUCCUUGUGAAGUUCACCCAAAUUCUUGAAUUGAUUUUGCUUGACAAUCAUAAGGCUGCGGUUCUCUCGGUUGGUUGUGCAUCUUUUUCUUCCACACUUUUUCCUUCCACUCAACUUUCUGUUAACAUGCUUGGAUACAGCACUCUGUGAACAGCCAGCUUCUUUGGCAAUGAAUGUUUGUGGCUUACCCUCCUUGUGAAGGGUGUCAAUGAUUGUCUUCUGGGCAACUGUCAGAUCAGCAGUCUUCCCCAUGAUUGUGUAGCCUAGUGAACCAAACUGAGAGACCAUUUUGAAGGCUCAGGAAACCUUUGCAGGUGUUUUGAGUUGAUUAGCUGAUUGGCAUGUCAAAAUAUUCUAAUUUUUUGAGAUAGUGAAUUGGUGGGUUUUUGUUAAAUGUGAGCCAAAAUCAUCACAAUUAAAAGAACCAAAGACUUAAACUACUUCAGUCUGUGUGCACUGAAUUUAUUUAAUACACGAGUUUCACAAUUUGAGUUGAAUUACUGAAAUAAAUGAACUUUUCCACGACAUUCUAAUUUAUUGAGAUGCACCUGUAGCUGUGUCCCAAAUGACACUAUAUACUAUGCACUUACAAAGUAUACUAUGCACUCAGCCAUGUAGUGUAUAGCACAUCUUAAACAGCAUAAGAGAAAUUAUGACUGGACUCUAGGUUAGCCAUAUGGCACAUUGGAUUCUACUCCGUACUACUUAGUGCACUUAAAUCUGUACUUUUGUAAAGUAGAAUUGAGUGGAGAAGACUGACAAGCUUCUGACAAGUUCACCAAGCCUAAACAAGCUUCUAGAUACAUUUACCUUAGCUUUGUACAAACCUGAGUUGUCUAAAUGUAUUUAUCACUGUAUAUAUGCCACAGAAUACGAUUAACAAAAACCACGGAGGAGUUGCUAAAAUGUUGUGGAAUGACAGUAAGUGUUUUUUCCACAUGAUUUUUCUUCAUAAUUCAGAAAAUAUAUAUUUUUAGGGGCGUCUCUAGACCUGGGCUGAGGGGGCUGUAGCCUGGAUCUUUUCUGGAUACCCCGAAUGUUUCAGAGGCACAGGAGUGAAAGUAAACUAAUGAUUAAAAAGGCUUUACUGUAGUUGUGAUUAUUUAUAGCAGUAUCUCCCAAACCAGGUGCUGGGUACUUUUGGUUCUUUCUACAGGACUGAUGGAACCAAGUACCGACUCAAUUCAGUACUCGCUUGCUCUUUGAAUUCCUGUCCCAGGUGUGGACCAGAACCAGAGCACACAUACAUAGAUUUUGCACAAUAGGGUGGUCAACGCACAUUUUUUAAUUGUAAUUUUCUCCCCUUAUCUCCCCAAUUUGGAAUUCCCAAUGCGCUCUAAGUCCUUGUGGUGGCGUGGUGACUCGCCUCAAUCCGGGUGGCGGAGGACGAAUCUCAGUUGCCUCCGAGUCUGAGACCGUCAACCUGCGCAUCUUAUCACAUGGCUUGUUGAGUGCAUUACCGCGGAGACGUAGCACAUGUGGAGGUCCAUGCUGUUCUCCGCGGCAUCCACGCACAACUUACCACACACCCCACCAAGAGCGAGAACCACACAUUAUAGCGACCACGAGGAGGUUACCCCAUAUGACUCUACCCUCCCUAGCAACCGGGCCAAUUUGGUUGCUUAGGAGACCUGGCUGGAGUCACUCAGCACGCCCUGGAUUUGAACUCACGACUUUAGGGGUGGUAGUCAGCGUCAAUACUUGCUGAGCUACCCAGACCCCCCAAUGCACAUUUUUUGGAGAGAUUGAAUAAGUGAUGGAAAAAGAAGUCAAAUUGUGCUGAAAUGUAUCAUGGGACUAGUUUGUGUUUUUAUAUUUUUUUGAGAUUUUUGCAUUCGUAUUUUUCAGUUAUUCUGUUUUAAUGUUCAAUAAAACACAUGAAUUAUGGUUUGGUUUAUUUGGGCACUUUGAUAAAAAAACAAAACAAAACAAAAAAAACUUGGGAACCAUGGUUUCAUAUGCUAGAAAUAUUAAUUGCUUUGUCCUUUCAACAAAAAACAACAAAACAAAACAAAUUCUGGUAUAGCUGGCAUGUUGUAGAACAACACCAAAGUAAAUUUUUUGACCAUCCAUACUUGCUGUCUAAAACAAACUGAAAAAUAACUAUUUUUAAAAAAUAUGUAUUUUUAGUGCUAAUGUUUUGUAUAGUCAGGAUUGUUGUAGCAUAAGGGUCUCUGAGUGCGAUCCAAAUCUAUUUUCUUACAUUUUGAAAGGUUUUCUUAAAACUGAUACCAUGCAAUUAAUAUGCUUUGCUAUUUAUUUUUUAUUCUUUUAAGUUAUAAGCUCUUUUGUGUAUGCAAUUUUAGCAGAAAACUGUCAAAAUGCCUUCAGGGUGUAAGGGGUUAAGUAAUGAGCAAAGCACCAUAUUUGCUGUGAUAAAUGUAUAUACUGUAUAGAUAUACGUUUGUGCAUUGUAUGUUGUAAAUAAGAUGUUUUGGAGAAAGAAUCUCAAACAGAUGUACAUACUGUGACUGUCCAUGAGUAAAACAUUUAGAAGGGACAAUGUUGAAGAUGUAUACACUGAAAUUAUGUCAAGAUCAAAUGUAAAGGGUUUAUUAUUAUGAUUAUAAAUUCUUUGUGUGGUGUGUCGUGGUUUAACCUCAAAGGUCAGUAAGUUACGUAAUUUUUAUGGUGCUUUUUGUCGUUGGAGCUUGACAGGCUAAUUUGAACUAAUUUUAUGGAAAUGUGUGGCAAGAAGAAAUUUUGUCUUUUUGCAUUCAACAGAAGAAAGUCAUGCAGUUUUGGAACAACAUGAGGGUGAUUAAAUGAUGACAUAAUUUUCAUUUUGGAGUUAAUUAUUCUUUUAAACGUUUUUGU